GAGGAGAGGGAGAGGAGGGAGAGGUGAUCGGAGCAGGCACGUCGCACUAUCAACUGAAUCCAUCUUGGAGAGCAGCUCGCAGGGAGUCUGAGCUUUGAGCUGAGCAGGCAGAAGAAGAGUUAAACCUGUUUUUUUUUUUUUACUGCGCACACGAACGGACGCAGUUGGCCGCGGCAUGGCCAGGGUUGGAUCAGGAGAGCGCGUCCUGGCUGCGCGGAGACUGUGUGCAAGCGGGGAGCCGCGUUUCUGUGUCCCGGUGCGCCACGGACUGUGCUGAGUGGAAGCGGCGGAGCUCACUAACUCACUCUCACACUCACACUCAGUGAAGAAAAGUGCGCACGGAGGACGAGAGAGAGCGCGGCAGGGGGACCCAUGCAGGAUAAUAAUAUGCUUUUCCGGGGAAUCGCCGGGUCCAAGCCGCUGAUCGGAGCCCUUUACGCACGGACUUACAGAGAGAGCGAAUGAAGGACGGAGGCUCGGAGAGAGAGCAAAAGUUAAAUGCGUUUCUGGGGAUCGAGAUGGACACGGGGUCGCCAAAGGUCUCUGGAUCCAAACGUCGCCCCCCGUGGGCUCUGCGGUGGUCUGGGACCAGCAGUGUGUGACGGACAGGCGAACGAAGCCUGUGGUGGCCUUCUACUGUGCGUCUUCAAAUUGGCUCUGGCUGAGCUCUGCAUGGAACAGGGAGUGAAGGGUCCUGCUAUUGUUUUGACGUCUCAGCAUGGAUGGGGUCGCCACCACAAAUGAGGCCUUCGUUCUUCUGCUGAGGACUAGCAUUUACAGGAUUACUGUCUUUGUUACCCACUCCGUUCCCAACUAACUGCGUUGUUGCUCGAUUGUCCUUUGUUGGACCUUGUUUUUUUUUUAGUGGAUACCUAAAGUUUAUUGCCUUUUUUCGGGGAGGGAAAGUCUUUUUUAUUGUUGGUUUAAAUUUUGUCUUUUAUUUUUCCACUAUGGAGUUUCUGGCUGGACCGUGGAAUAAAGAUUGGGCCUCGUUUUUGCAGUUUUGGUUGACUGUCAUCCUAAGCCUUCAAAUGCAGUUCAGCACAAUUGCUUCAUGUCCCCAAGUGUGUCGUUGUGACAAAACGUUUAUAUACUGCAACGAACGCAGCCUGACAUCAGUGCCUAUGGGGAUAGGUGAGGGGUAUAGAAUCCUCUACCUACACAACAACCAGAUCAGCAAUGCUGGGUUUCCUGUGGAAUUUCACAAUAUAGAAUCCAUAGAAGUUGUUUCUCUAUAUGGCAACCAGCUGGAUGAAUUCCCCAUCAAUCUGCCCAAAAACACAAGAGUCCUGCAUCUUCAGGAGAAUAACAUUCAAACAAUUUCCAGAGCAGCUUUGGCUCAGUUAAGUAAACUUGAAGAGCUGCACCUCGAUGAUAACUCCAUCUCUACAGUAGGGGUAGAGGAAGGGGCCUUUAGGGAGGCACAAAGCCUUAAGCUCCUUUUUCUUACCAAGAACCACUUGAGCAGUGUUCCUAUUGGCCUUCCUGAGGAGUUGAAGGAGCUGCGCUUGGAUGAGAACCGCAUUGCUGUUAUAGCAGAGGAGGCCUUUCAGAAUGUGACAGGUCUGCAGCGCCUCCUGCUGGACGGGAACCUACUGACGGAUGAGGGCAUUGCGCCAGGGACUUUCAGGGAACUGAGCUCUCUUCAAGAGCUGGCCCUGGCUCGAAAUUCCCUCACCUUUCCUCCGCCCCUCUUACCCAGCCAGUCACUGGUCAAGCUCAGUCUGCAGGAGAACCUGAUCAACCAGAUCCCUGUGGCAGCCUUUGCAGACCUUAACAGACUAGAAAGAUUGGAUAUUUCCUCCAACCAGCUGCAGACUCUUACGCAGGGAGUAUUUGAUGGGCUGUCAAGCCUGAAGAGCCUCAUGGUGCGUGGCAACCCCUGGCGUUGUGACUGCUCUGUGAAAUGGGUGGUGGUGUGGCUCAAGUCUUUACCAUCCUCCAUCAAUGCCCGGGGAUUUGCGUGUAGCAGUCCAGAGAAGGUGAAGGGCAUGAUAAUCAGAGAGCUGACAUUGGAUAUUAUAGAGUGUCCUAUUUUCCCUGACCAGACGCCCUGGCCAACCCUUCGCUCCACACCUCCUCCUCCACCCACCACCUCCCCUAUCACCACCAUGAUCUCCACCCUCAUCACCACAUCUAACCCUUACUACUUUGACUCCCCCUCCCCUCCCUUACCACCUAUCCAUAAUAACCCCCCAGGACCACUUCCUCCAUAUGAGGAUCCCCUUCAAAUCUCCUUCCACGUGGUCAACUCCACCAACAUUGAAGUGAGCUGGGCGUCCUAUUUCAAAGUCACAGCCUACAAAGUUACGUGGGUGAAAAGGAGCCAAAGCCAAAAUGAAGGGAUGCAGGAGAGGACAGUGAGUGGAGAUCAGCGCCAUCUAAGUCUCACCAACCUCGAGCCCCGUUCGGUGUAUCGGAUCUGUGUUCAUGUUCUGGACACCCUCAACUCCUACAGGCCGGGGGAGGAUACUAUCUGCUCCGAGGCUAGGACCAAGGCGCCUGCUUCUACUAAGCCUCCGGGGCGUGAGCAAGCCCCGCAGGACAGCCUGAACUCCACACUGCUUAUGGCUGGGAUUAUAGGCGGAGCAGUUCUUAUCAUCCUAGUGACACUGUUGGGCUUAUUCUGCUGGCACAUGCACCGAAAGAGUCGGUCUGCUUCUACUAAGUGGAAAUACAACCGUGGUCGGAGAAAAGAUGACUACUGCGAGGCAGGAACCAAGAAGGACAACUCCAUACUGGAGAUGACCGAGACCAGUUUCCAGAUAGUGGCUCUGAACAAUGAACAGCUCCUCAAGGGAGACUUCCGUAUUCAGCCUAUCUACACGCCCAACGGGGGCAUUGGAUUUAGAGACUGUCACCUCAGCAACAACAGCAUAGCCUAUUGCAAGAGCAGUAACGUGCCCAGUACAGAGUUCUGUCACACGUGAUGCAGCCCUCUUACUGACACGUACAUGAAACAACUGCUCACAUAGACACUGUUUGUGUAGAUGACAUCUAAAAAAAAAAAGUUCUAGUGAAAUAUUACUGUACCAUAUAUAUUUCCAAGAUCCAUCUACAAUGUAAUUUAUACUGUGGAUAAUAAUGUGGGAUUCUCUGCUAUCUUUUCUAUUCUUAGAAAAAGAGACACAAGUGUUUUCUUUCUUUUUUUAUAACCAGCAGGGUUUUGAAAGUCGUUUCAAUGGUCAGUACUGUACAAGAACAUGGGUUUGUACAAUCACAACACCCCGGGUGUAGCUCCCGAGAGAACGUAGCGACAGCCUCGGAAAUGUAAGAGCCACCUUAGAGGGCUGGGAUCCUUUGCUAACCACAGAAAAAUAUAAGGCCUUUUCUGGUGUAUAGUACCUAUACCCCAAAAUGAUCAUCCCCCUUCGUUAGGUUUGCCACCGUGGAACAUAACGUGGAUUUUAAAACACUUCUUAUUGCAGUGUUUUUAAGGAAUAUGAUACUGUUUGUUUCUAGAAAGUAAAAUAAAAAAGGAAUUAAAGUGCACUUUCUUAUUAACAGCAGCUAGGCAGGAAAUAAGGCAGAGGUGGUGACCACUUGCAGGUCGACAUGGAUGGAAAAAUGUAAUCUCUGUGGUAAUUAAAUUUCCCAAAAGUGCCACCCUAUUAAAAAAGCAUGUUGUUGUGUUGCUUUACAGAAAAUAAUUGUAUGCUUAAAAGCAACAAAGGAUCUCUUUUGAAUUGUAAUUUGCCCUUAUACUACUUUUUAAAUGAUUUUGGCCACAAGGGGGCAGGUUUUCAUCCAACCGUGUGUGGGACCAAGUAAUGUUAGUGAGGCCAGUGAGAUCACAUUACCUCCAGCAUUCCCCCAGAGCUGAUUACCCAGACAGCAUUACUCAUGCUCAGGCAGCAUUGUGUGAAGUAUUUAUGCUCGUCAAGCUAGUUAAUGACAUGGAAAUAAUUUAACACUAACAGUAUUUUCAAUGUUUGGUGGCUAAAUGUUAAAGAUUUUUCACUGCUUUCUACUACAGCAUAAAGAUUCCUCUGAGAUUGGAGCAAAAAAAAAUAAAAGAAAGGAUGAUGAAUUUGGAUAUGUCUCACACAUGACGCUAAUUAUACACCCACAUAUUUCAUCCUUGUCCCAGCGUUUAUUAGACAUAGUGAUGAAUUAGGAAAUUACUUUGAGCUCACACCCCGCCCGUGAUCAUAUCCAGAGCCAUGACCGAGAACCUCGUCUAUCUCAUCAUUAUUUAUCCCUUUGUCCCCGCUCACGAGACGCCUUAUUUGAUUUUCAGUUUGCUCGUCUCGAACAAUGCACCUGCUCUCUUUGCGGCAGUAGUAGCUGAAAGGAUGAUUCGCACUCUGUCCAACCCGAUUUACCCUCCAUUCCAGGCUGCAUGCUCUGAUCCCUGCAUGGGCUCAAUUAAAACCUUUUUCCUGCCCCUGGGCUCAGACGCUGCGGCGGCAGCUCUUCAACAUGUGAGAGGUCUCCAUUUAUGCACUUAGGACUUUAUUUGAUCUGACACAAUUUGAUUUUAAGGGGCCAAGCUUAAAGAAUUCCCACCCACCUCUUUUCUCA
Molecule: messenger RNA, 4524 nt
Organism: Cyprinodon tularosa
Lineage: Eukaryota; Metazoa; Chordata; Actinopteri; Cyprinodontiformes; Cyprinodontidae
Gene: flrt2
Product: fibronectin leucine rich transmembrane protein 2
Exons: 2
Coding region: 951-2930 (659 amino acids)
Molecular function (GO): protein binding
Source: RefSeq, a predicted model, not a curated record